UCUCAAGAACAGCCCAUGGAAGAAUCAUAUGAAGAAGUGGUGAUUAAGGUCAUUCAGCAGGAGUGGACAUGUUUGGAUUUCCAACAGCUACCCUGCUGGACUGUCAUGGAAGAUAUGCUCAGAAUGUAGCAUUUUUCACAUAUUGGUGCAUCUUACAUGACUUCCCUCUCAUUUUACCAGAUGUGAUGACAGAAACCCACCACAAAUAUGAUCACUCUGAGGCCACAGGAUCCUCAAGCUGGGAUUUCCAGAACUCUUUCAGAAGAGAGAAGCGGGAACAAAAAUCCCCAGAUUCUAAGACGCUACAGGAAGAUACACCUGGAGUGAGACAGAGGGUCUAUGAGUGCCAGGAAUGUGGAAAAUCCUUCAGGCAAAAGGGUAGUCUAACAUUACAUGAGAGAAUCCACACUGGGCAAAAGCCCUUUGAGUGUACCCAUUGCGGAAAAAGCUUUAGGGCCAAAGGCAAUCUCGUUACACAUCAGCGGAUACACACAGGAGAGAAGCCUUAUCAGUGCAAGGAGUGUGGGAAAAGCUUCAGUCAGCGAGGUAGUCUGGCGGUUCACGAAAGACUCCACACAGGACAGAAACCCUACGAGUGUGCUAUUUGUCAGAGAAGCUUCAGGAAUCAAAGUAACCUUGCUGUUCAUAGAAGAGUUCACAGUGGCGAGAAGCCUUAUAGAUGUGAUCAGUGUGGAAAAGCCUUCAGUCAGAAAGGAAGCCUAAUUGUUCACAUCAGAGUCCACACGGGCCUGAAACCCUAUGCCUGCACACAAUGCAGGAAGAGUUUCCACACCAGGGGGAAUUGUAUCCUGCAUGGCAAAAUCCACACGGGAGAGACACCCUACCUGUGUGGCCAGUGUGGGAAGAGCUUCACUCAGAGAGGGAGUCUGGCUGUGCACCAGCGAAGCUGCUCACAAAGGCUCACCCUGUAGCCACGCUCUUCAGAGGAAGUUCUUUUUAUGAGUUAAGAGUAUCAAAUCCCCUGAGAUCCAACAGCCUAUCCAGCUUUAUGGAAUGAAAGGAGACUCUUCCAGAAAGACCAUCACUGGGUAGAGCAAACUGACUUUUCUCCCUUCCCCCAAAUGAGUAUGAAAAAUAAAUGUCUUGUUUAUUAUCGUUA
Vicugna pacos (alpaca) is the source of this 1120-nucleotide messenger RNA. The record is from RefSeq and is a predicted model, not a curated record. Lineage: Eukaryota; Metazoa; Chordata; Mammalia; Artiodactyla; Camelidae.